AUGGCAUCCAAUAAUGCCAAAUACAACACAACCAAGCCCCUGAAUAACCUUUCUGCCUCCGAUUCAAACACAGACGAUGUUGACAUCGGUCGGUAUGGCCCAUUAUCCCACAUCAACACCGCCGAAAGUCGUCUUCCAGCAUUCGGUGGCGAAUUCCAACCAGGUCUAUACAAGAAUCCCAAGAACCGCAAGGUCGCGAAUCCCGCCCCGUUGGGACUGUGCGGCUUCGCCUUGACGACUUUUGUCCUGGGAUGUGUCCAGAUGGAUGUGCGCGGUGUGAAUAAGCCUAAUAUGAUCGUUGGCCCUGCCUUGGCAUAUGGUGGAUUAGUUCAACUUCUUGCUGGAAUGUGGGAAAUGGCCAUUGGGAAUACAUUCGGUGCCACUGUGCUCUCCUCGUAUGGAGGAUUCUGGAUGUCUCUUGCGAUUACUUUCAUCCCGGGUGGAUUCAAUAUUGAAGGAGCUCUCAUUGAAGCCGACAAUGGCUCGCCGAUUAUGUUUUACAAUGCAUUUGCGAUAUACCUAAUGGUUUGCCUCUCCUAUGACCUACUAGGCUGGUUCAUCUUUACCUUCCUGAUUAUGUUAUGCACGGUUAAAUCCACCGUGGCAUUCUUCUCUCUCUUCUUCUUUGUCGACCUUGCUAUCCUACUCAUUGCUCUGGGGUACUUUUCCCGACCGUGGAAGGACUUCCAAACUCCAAGCUUCUUGAAGCUGGUGGAUUAUAGCAGUAACAGCUUCUUCCUUGUCCCUGUUAUUCACUUCCCGUGGUCGGAAAAGAAGCGAAAUGAGAGAAGGGCUAGCAAGCAGGACAGCAGCAAUGCUUAA
Penicillium cosmopolitanum is the source of this 822-nucleotide messenger RNA. Its product is annotated as acetate uptake transporter family protein. The record is from RefSeq and is a predicted model, not a curated record. Gene Ontology annotation, cellular component: plasma membrane. NCBI's taxonomy places the organism in Eukaryota, Fungi, Ascomycota, Eurotiomycetes, Eurotiales, Aspergillaceae. The transcript is spliced from 4 exons. Bases 1 to 822 code for a protein of 273 amino acids. Gene Ontology annotation, molecular function: acetate transmembrane transporter activity.